Molecule: messenger RNA, 1074 nt
Organism: Dentiscutata erythropus
Lineage: Eukaryota; Fungi; Glomeromycota; Glomeromycetes; Diversisporales; Gigasporaceae
Source: the annotation of a GenBank genome assembly
AUGUCAAAAUACAAAGCUAUGCUUUUAUUACAGGGCAAACUUGUACAAACUUUACAUUUUGGGCCAUAUGCUAAAAAUUGGUGGAUUUCAUGUUUAACUCAUGAUUUAACAUAUACAUUUCUCUAUCCGGUUUGUCUCAGUAUGAAAACUAUAACUAUAGUAAAUCAUCGUGACUUCAUAAUUACAGUUGUUCAGAAUAAUUUUGAACCCAGGUAUAUAUGUCAAUCAGAAGCCUUGCAGAGUAAUAUAUGUCGAAGUUUAUCAGAAGCAAUUACUUCUAUAUAUCAACAAGCUUUUUUUACAAAAACUAGAUUAGAUGGUCUAUUAGUUAUGGGUUAUUGUGAUUCAGAGAUAUGUAAAAUGUUACUUUCUAGUAUUUAUUUUCAUUCUUAUACUAUUACAACUGGAAGCUUAAACUUGACUAUUUUUGGAAUUGGUAAAUCAAACAACCCCAAUUGGAAUUAUGCCAGAAAAGGAUACCGAAGCUCUUUUGUGCAUAACUUUCGCAAAACUCGAUUGAUAUUUUUUCAAGAAUUUAACAAUAAAGAAGCGAUUGUUAGAAUUUAUCAAAAUUUUCAAGAAAUUCAGACUUUUUGUGAUACUAACCCUAACUCCAUUUGGAAUAAAAUCGGUAUAUUAACACAGUUUACAGGAAGCAUACUAUUUGGACUUGAACAUGAAUGGAUGAAGUCAAAAAUCAGCAAAGAACUAACCCUUUUGUGUACUAAAAAAUAUCAAUAUGUCUAUAAAAUGAAAAAAAAUUUUAUUAACUGGAAAAAUCAAGAAAGCAAUAUUAUUGAAUUAACAACAAAAUUACAAGAAAUAUACCCACCAGAUUAUACUAUUGAAGACUGUGAAUUGCAUGUCUGGAAAACCUUAUUACAAUAUACAGGCUGUACCAACAGAACGCCUUUUGGAAAGGAAUCUACGUUUGAAUUUUGGACUCAAUCAAAAGACCCAACAAAUAACCAAGCAAUGUUAAAGCAGUUGUACGAAAACAGAUAUUUUAGUACUGAAAAUCAUGAAAGUGACGCAGCAAUUUUGGAAUGCAUUUCAGGAUGCCUUAGAUGUUAA